This is a messenger RNA of Alosa alosa (allis shad), 895 nucleotides long. RefSeq names its product peptide YYa (gene pyya). NCBI's taxonomy places the organism in Eukaryota, Metazoa, Chordata, Actinopteri, Clupeiformes, Clupeidae. The record is from RefSeq and is a predicted model, not a curated record. The transcript is spliced from 4 exons. Gene Ontology annotation, cellular component: extracellular region. Gene Ontology annotation, molecular function: neuropeptide hormone activity; neuropeptide Y receptor binding. The coding region runs from base 163 to 459 and encodes 98 amino acids. Gene Ontology annotation, biological process: neuropeptide signaling pathway; feeding behavior.
CUCUUAAGCGGCAGGUGGAAGAAGACAUACCAACACUUGGCAAACAAAUCCAAGUUGGACAACAUCCCUAUAGACGAGUGGCAGAGCCGUCAGACAACCUUACCGGGGAGACAACACCUAACGCAACUUUGAACAACAACUUGAGACGCUUCAUUUAGAAAAAUGGCCAUAAUCCUGAAGCCCUGGACAGUCCUGGUCGCAGUUGUCCUGUGCGUAUUAAUCUGUCUCGGUACCUUUGUGGACGCGUAUCCACCCAAGCCAGAGAACCCCGGCGAGGACGCGCCACCCGAGGAAUUGGCCAAGUACUACACGGCACUGAGGCAUUACAUCAACCUUAUCACAAGGCAACGGUAUGGCAAGCGGUCGACACCAGCUGAGGGCGUGCUCUCAGAGCUUCUGUUUGGAGACAGCACGGAGCACAACCAGAGAUCAAGAUACGAAGACUCCAACAUGUGGUGACUCCCCCAUUCCAUCGUUCUGUCGACUGAUCUUCACCAUGACGAUGAGUGAAGUCCACCUGUGCCUCACACCGCAACCCUCCACUGCUGUCCAACAACACAUGGCUGUCUGAGAACAUUCGUCCUGGAGUUUUACAACAAAAACCUCUCUCUCUCUUCUCUCUCUCUCUAUCUCCCUCUCCUCCUGCCCUUCCUCCUCCUUUUGUCUUUUCUAUCUCUCUUGGUAUCAUAUUCUUUAAAUAUCUUCAUGCCAUUCCAUUUCAUUUCUUUCACAUAGAAAAUUGUACAUAAUUUAUUAUUGAAUAUAGAGAAUUAAAACAAAUAAUGUAACUGUAUCUGUCAACAUCUCUAUGUCUGACAUGUAAUCUUUUUUGUUUGUACUGUACAAAAUUACUAUAUUGUAUGUGAAUUAAAGUUUAUUGGAUGAGUCGAACUGG